Messenger RNA from Arabidopsis lyrata subsp. lyrata, 1329 nucleotides. RefSeq lists its product as uncharacterized. The coding region runs from base 13 to 1329 and encodes 438 amino acids. The record is from RefSeq and is a predicted model, not a curated record. The transcript has 6 exons. NCBI's taxonomy places the organism in Eukaryota, Viridiplantae, Streptophyta, Magnoliopsida, Brassicales, Brassicaceae.
AAAAGGUCUUAAAUGCUGAAUUAUUCCUUUUCUGUAUUUUACAACCGUUUUAAAUGUUUUACAUUCUUGAUAUGGUUUUUAUGCUUGGUUUUUACGCAGAUGUCUAACAAUGACUCAUUGGAUGUGCUUAACCUACCGCCCCGUAUAUAUAAUCCCGGGUUUGAACCAAACAUUGGAGCUGUUGUUAUUCAACAUUUCGAAACGCAUUUGGUCAAAAAAGUUGAGCUCGCACUAGGGGAGGAACAGUUUAAUCUAAUUAAAGCCUCUUUCCUUGGUCCUAUUAUUGAACUAGCAAAAAGAAGUGGAGUUAAUUUUUCGGGGAAGAUUUUCCACUUCUUGAUGCAGCGAAGGUUGCUUUUAAAGGAGAAGAAUCUCUGGUUCACAUUUGACUCCCAGCCAAUGCGAUUCUCAGAGAGAGAAUUCUUGCUUACCACAGGUGUUCAGUGUGACCUGAUUGAUAGUGAAAUGCUUCGAAAAGGCAAAGCUCCAUCAAAAGCUCCAUAUUUCUGGACUCAGAAAGAGCAUUUUACGCUGGAACAACUCCAAAAACGUUUGUUUGAACCAAAUCAGCUGCAUCCGCUGGAUGCUGAAGAGAAACUGAGUCUAGGUAUGGUAAUUUUGACAGAAGCCUUUCUCUUUACACCAGGUUCGUUGGAGAAAAUCCCUUUGUCUAGACUGGUACAUGCUUCAGAAUUCGCAAUCUACACAUCUCAACCGUGGGGCAAGCAUGCAUAUAGGGUUCUUGCUACAAGCAUCCAACGGAUAAAUGAGAAUACUUGGGCAAGAGGCACAUAUGAAGUAAAGGGAUUUGCAAUGGCGAUACUACUAUGGGCCUUCAGCGCAGUUCCAUCUUUGGGCUCAGCGUUUGCAACAGAAUGUGUUACAUCGAGAUCUGAGUAUCCUUUGUGUUUGAAAUGGGAAACAACUCAAACACCAAGAUUUUCUCAUGAAAACAAACAAACAGAGACCAGAGAAGAAUCAUGCAGUCCACCUGAUGAAGAUUCACACGAGAAUGUGAAUGAUGAAAAGGUUGCUCAAGAAGAGGGAGCCACAGAUGAGGUUCCACAUGCUAAUGAAGAAAACGAUCCACAAUGCUCGAAUGUCAAUGAUAAGGUUUCUCAAAAAAAGGAGAAACAACAUGAAGAGAUGAGAAACAUGGAUGGGGCUCCACAGGGAACUCAAGAAAGUGAUUCACAACGAUCAAAUGUGAAUGAUAAGGUUGCUCAAACAAAGGAGGCACAACAUAACAAGAUGGGACACUCAGAGGAGCCGUCACAAGAGAGUGAUUCACAACAAUCGAAAGUGAAUGAUAAGGUAUGCAUUAGUUAA